This is a messenger RNA of Aspergillus versicolor CBS 583.65, 6003 nucleotides long. Its product is annotated as tetratricopeptide repeat protein. NCBI's taxonomy places the organism in Eukaryota, Fungi, Ascomycota, Eurotiomycetes, Eurotiales, Aspergillaceae. Bases 1 to 6003 code for a protein of 2000 amino acids. The transcript is spliced from 3 exons. Gene Ontology annotation, molecular function: protein binding. The record is from RefSeq and is a predicted model, not a curated record.
AUGCCUGGAGUGGAGAUCGAUGCUAUCGACGGCGGCGGCUCCGCAACAUCUCUGCCUAUUCUGCGGAGUGUUGUGGAAACCGUCGCUGACGAAUGCCCCAAACGCCUGGGGAUAUCAUCUCAAGAGCUUCAGCAGAAGUCACCUACCGUCGAUGUCUUCUUUGACGCCAUUGCUGCCGAGCGAUUGAGGCGCAUGCCGGCGGACGGCAGCCGCAUUGAUAGUACGCUUCGAAGAGCGUCUCGUUUGGCCUUUGCUGUGGCAUCUCUGCGCGAUGCCGUUACUAGCUUCAUUGAUGGCGCUGAAGAGGCGACCAAGAUGGUCUGGGGAACUACGUUGCUUUUACUGGAGAUGGGUAUCGACAAUGUGGACAUGAUCGAUAACAUCUUCAGUCGCUAUGGCCGCGUCACACUCGGCAUCUCAUUCCUUCUCCAGCAGGAGAGCGAGUUCCAGAGCUCGAGGGCCCUGCAGCAAGAGGUUGCUGAGAUCUUCGCCCACCUUCUCCAGUUGACUGUACACAUUGCAGCAGAGUACCGCCAGGCUGCACGCACUCAGAGCUGGCAGCCCAUGAUCGAGGCCACCAACCACACUUUCUUCAUCUAUUUCAACCGCUUUACUACUCACUGGCGCCGGACGCGGAAGUGGACCUGGAUUGUCCUUAAUUCGAAAUCGGCCAAGAGCCAGUACGCCGACCUGGAGUCUGUUUACCAGUUCCUUGAAUUGCAAGAUCGCCCUUUGCAGAUGCUCCUCGAAAGCCAGACCCACUCGCUUGCUGAAGGGUCGUUUUCGUGGUUUGAACCGCAUCUCACCACAUUCACCGUUGGCCCACGAAGCUUGAUGCUUGUCCGUGGAAACCCCGGCGCUGGAAAGAGUGCACUGUCCCAGUGGGCAAUUGAGCGAUUGCAGCUGUCCCCGGAAUAUGAUGUCUGGAAUACGAUUCCUAUUGUCAUUCGUUCCGAUGUCCCGAUUACGACGCUGACCCUCAGCGUCCUCAAGGGCAUCCUGAUCCAGAUGCUUGACUGCUGCGUAACGAACCGCAAGACCCAAAGUGAUAUCAUUACUGCCAUUAGCAGUGCCCUUGACCAGGCUGAGGUCGGCGCACCUGACCCCGAGGUUGAGGGCCUCCUGUGGGCUGCCGUUCGCACGGCUACGCAGUCUAACCUGCACUUCAUGAUUGUUGUUGACGGCCUGGAUCAAAUAAAGCACGCCAAGAGCACAGUCGGUGCUUUCCUUGGGCUUUUGCAGGACGUCGUUGUCGACACACCAUCUAAGCUAGUUGUCUUCACGCGCCCGAUGACCACGGACCAGAUUCCUAUCAAGGAGACCACUACCACUCACCAGAUCGCGAUGGAUGCGUCUGUUACUGCACAUGAUCUGAGCGCUUGCGUCCGCGACCUGGUGACUUAUGACUCCGCUUUCUCUGGGUUGGGCUCCUCCCAGCGUGAAUCAUUGGUCUCCUCCAUUGCAUCUCGCUCUCAGGGCUGCUUUAUUUGGGCCCAACUGGCUGUUGAGGCAUUGCGUACCCAGCCCACGUAUAAUGAUAUGAACUCAGCAGUCAACCAGAUCCCGGGCAACCUAGGUGGCCUUAUUGAUUUCCACCUGCGCAACACCAACCUCCAGCGGCCUGGCACUGGUAGCCUCCUUUCUUGGCUUACCGUAUCGGAACGCCCGCUUCGCCCUCAAGAGGUUGAGCAACUCCUUGCCGUCGACUCCCAGACUUUUAGGGCUACCGCUCGCUCUGGAAAGCUGGACCGCGAAGUCUUCGAACCGCUCCGACGACUGGUUACACUGCAAGAUGGGUUCGUUGCUUACCGUCACCCCCUGAUCCGCGAGCAUAUUCAGGCAAGGUCGCAAAUGAAACAGGAAGUUUCUUUUAGCCUACCAGAUGCCCACCAUGACCUCCUGGUUCGCUCCCUGGGAUGGGUCCGCCGGAACCUGACAGACGAGGUCCAUAUUUCUUGGGAUAAGAUGCCUGUCCUUGCACGAGACCGCUAUCUUGAUGCCCAUAUCCUGUUGGAGUAUGCCGCUCGCUACUGGCUAUCCCACAUGCUCUCGUCGACCAUGGCUUCGGGGGAUAAACUCUCCUACACAACAGGUUUCAAACAGGCCAUGCCUGACUCAAUUCUGUUUGCCCAGCUCGAGCUCACCAACAAGGAGUCUGAAUUCAGCCGAUCUAGUAUCGUCGAGCUGUACCGCCUCGCCGUAGCAGUGCGCCGUCACGUCCUCGGCCCUGACUCUCCUGCUGUCUUGCAGGGUCUCAUCUUGAGUGCUCGCGCUGCAGACCGUUCUCAUGCACCCUGGGCUAACGACCACCUCUACGAGGCGUGGACCCGCAGCCGCACCCGCCUGGGCCCGACUGAUAAGAUCACUCGCGACCUUGAGCAGCUCCUCGUUGCCACCCCUGAAGGUGCCGGCCGAGCGCAAGGUGCAGCUGGCCUCAAGACAGACGCGCUCCGCGGUAUGACACUGGACGGCUGGGAUUCGUCCGACAUUAGCUUUGCGCAGCGCCUUCAGUACCUCGACCGACUUGUCGGGACUUACCGCGAGGAAAACAAAUCCGAUGAAGCUUAUGCUGUUUCCAAGCAGUUCUACGGGCAGACCGUCAAGUCGUACGGGCCUUAUUCGUCGGAAACUUUGGCCGCUGCUGAAUACCUCAGCAACAACUUCAACAUCGCUCCUCCGGAUGACAUGGCCUUGGAACUUGCUCGCACCAAGUACGAGACCAUGGUCCGCUCUAUGGAUGUUUCGGAUCCCCGCCGCGUGGCCUACUCCCUUGCCCUCGCUAAGAUGUACGAGGAAUACUCCAAGCCUAACAAGGCCGAGGAGGUUCUGUCCAGACUGUGGCUGAGUCUGUCCACUCCGGAUAGAGAGAACAGGACUCCAUGGGAUCAAAAGACCAAGGUUGUUUUCUACUACACCAAGUUCCUCGAGCGCCAGCGUCGCCCUGACGAGGCUGCUGUUCUCCUCCGCCAACUGUCCGCCGAGCUGGAGGCAGAUGGUGGCGUCAGAUCUGCAGAGAUGGCCGAACGCGCGCAGCAGUUGCGCGGGGAGGCUCGCGAGAUGCAAAUCUACGACAUGGAUCGUGCUCUCGGAAUCCAACUGUGGAAGUACUACAAGACCAACAACAAGCAGUACCAUUCCGAUGCCGUCGGCCUAGCUCAGACUCUUACUCGGGCAGCUAUCCCAGGCGAGGGACAUGCCGGUGAUGCUAUGGGUAACCUCUCCCUGGAAGAAAGCAAGAUGCUUCCCGAGUGGCUUGAUAGCAUAGCCUACGCAACAACCGGCGAAAAGCGCCUGCGUCUUCCCUUGCUUCAGCUGUGCCACCAGCUUUCGCGUCAGCACAUGCGUGAUGAGCAAUGGCGCCAGGGCAGCGACUGUGCCUGUGCAGUCCUCAAGCAUGCCUGGCCUACCUUUGAAGACCCUACUUCCAAGGCGAAGUUCACGGAGGAGGAAGCUCCUAUGAUGGCGAAUCUGGCCCAGGACCACGCUUACUGCCUUUUCCGCCGCUUGGAUGUCCCCACCGCGAGCAUCGUCUACGGCAAUGCCUUCAAGGCUGCCAUCACCGCGGACCAGGUCGCAGUGCCCUCAGUCACCGCUGUUGUCAAGACCGUGGUGGACUUUUACGAAAGCACUUACCAGUUUGACAAGGCUCUUGUGUUGCUUCGCCAGGUCAGCGAGUUCUUUGGCUCCCGUCUUGGUGAGAACGACAAGCACACGCUUGACAGCCGGUACUACGAGGGUGACCUUGCUCUCCGCUUGGAGCGCCGCUCCGAAGCCGAAAACAGCUACCGCCACAUCUACCGCGCUUGUAUCCGAGAUGGCAAGAUCUCGUCCAACGGAGUGCGUGCCGCUGUAGCUCUCCUAGGUCUCUACGAGCAGGACCAGCAGUGGGACUCAGCUCUUGAGGUGUACCGCCACUUGUGGCCUACGCUCGUGCGCUUUGACGAGAAGGAUGGCUAUGACCGCGCUCUCCUUGAGGGUCUCCUACCUAAGACCUACACUGGUUACAUGGCGCUCCUGACGCACUCCUCUGUCAGGGCUGGAUAUGCCGAGCGCCAGCAGCUUGCAUCGGAACACCAGCAGCUCUGCCGUAAAUUGUACGGGCCGACUCACCCUCGAACCCGUGACGCCACUCUUUUGUUGGCCGGGCUUUCAUCCGAGAGCGACCGUCACACGGGCGAGGCCCUUCACUUGUACCAGCAGGUGCUGAACACACAUGAUUGGGUUCCGCAGUCUGACGUCUCGCGCUCGCUGCCAGAGAUGAAGGAUCCUCUUACCAUUGAUAUCAAGCACCGCAUGGCACAGUUGUACCUGCGACAGAACCUGGCUACCCCCGAGGCGCGCAGACUCUACCAGGAGGAACUGGCACUUUCCAAGCAACACCAGGGCUUGUCAGCUCCCACGACACUGCUGUGGCUGCGCGAAAUUGCUCGGAUGCACGCCCACAGCGGCUCUGCUACCUCGCGUCAGCAAGGCGCCCAGAUCCUCGGCGACCACGUUGACGAGGUCGUGCGUGUGACUGCGAACCAGGGAACCUUGGUUGACCGUGGUCACAAGCUGGCUGAGAUCUACCUGGAAGCCGGAUACAUUGAUGAAGGCUAUGCGCUGAUCAGUGAAUUCCACCAGAAGGUCAUCCAGGAGACACCAGCUGCCCACCGCCAGGCAUUGAAUGAGCACCGCCCCGCUGUCUUUGUUGCUGCGUUCGAGGAAGUCUUUGGCAAACGCCAGUCUUCGCGGGAGAUCCUUGACGAGCUGUCUCGCGAGGGACAGAUCUACAGCAACUUCCAGCAGAGCCUGCUUAGCCACGACCUCAUGCCGACAUUGGCAAAUGGCGAAAAGCUCAGCCGGCUCCAAGCCCAGCAGAGGCACACCACGGCCGCUAAGAACACCGACGACCAGCUGUACCAGUACUUCUGCAACACUCUGUCUGUGGCACGACCGGCGCGCUCCAAGGACAUUGUUCAUGUCUUCUAUAGCUUGUGCCGACGCCAGAGCGUCAAUGACGACUACACUAUCAGCAUCGUCACUGAGACCACCGGGCUUGUUCGCGACCUCUGCAACUCGUCCCGUUUUGAUGAUGCAGCCAUUGUCACGGGCGUGUUCCACUCGUGGGCCCAUUUGACUGACAGCCUGCGAACGCCGGAGACUAUCUUCACUUCUAUUAAGCUCUGUCUGUAUUUGAGCGGAUACCAGACUACGAAGUGCUCGGAUGAGGCCACAGCCAAGAGAAUGGCCGUUGAGUCCGAGCUCCUCCUCCAGAGCGUCAUGAAGAACGCCAAAGAAAUCCCAUUGGAAUUCUCCGAGCUGCCAUUUGCGGAGCUCAACGACCUCAUCACCGUUCUUGGUGAGCACGAGAUGUUUGAAGACCUCGAGGCCAUACUUACCGAACUUUGGACCUCCCGCAUGAUCCAAAGGACCUGGUCUCUGUCCGCCGUUGUCUGGAUCGGCCGACGCCUCGUCGAGACCCGUUUCUGCCGCGGCCGUGUCAACGCAGCCACCCAGCUAGGCAAGGACAUCUGCUACAACCUCCGACAAGUCUGGGGCAACUGUGAUCCUGUCACCCUUGAGAUCAACAAGUUGCUUUCCGGCCUGUACACCGCGUCCGGGAACUACCUCGCCGCCGCCGCACUGCACGAGACUGCCCUCGCCGAGCUUCUCAACAGCGAGGAACACUCCCAGGGCGGCGCCGUCGACGCAGUAACGCAGCACCUCGAGCUGCUCCAGCACGCGCAGAUGCGCCUGGCAAAGGAGGGCCAGAGCGCAGCCAUCGACGCGGCGACCGCGCAGGAGCGCGUGCACCAAGUCGCGACCAAGUUCGGACUUCCUGUUGAGCGGCUGGAGGUUGCGACGGCCAGCGACGACGCGGGCAUGUGGCAGAAGCCCCGCCGGUUCAGCCUGGAUAUGGGCGAUGCGGAGAAGCAUGAGAACCACCUGCGCCAGUCGAGCGGGUCUGCGCUGCUGACCGGAAAUGCGGGCGCAAAGCGGGUUUCCAUCACUGCCCUGUAA